UAUUUUAAUCGAUAACGAUAUAAAUAGAUUUCAAAAGAUAUUUUACAAGACGCAAUGCAUUUUUGCAUUACAAUCAGAACAGAAAAGACAAAUGUAUAUUAUUCUUUUAAUUUACCUUUGUUGUAUUUUAACGCAAACAAAAGGAUCGCAACGUAUAAUAGGAGGUACGAAAGUCCCUCCCGGUUUCGGAAGGUUUCAUGCAUCGCUCCAAGACCUUUCUGGACAUCACAUCUGUGGUGGUGCAAUAAUAUCACACAUGCACUUAGUGACUGCCGCUCAUUGUGUUAUUGGAGCUAAGGCAGAAUACAUAAAUGUUGUGGUCGGUACAACUGAUUUAGACAAAGGGGGAUUGAACUACCGAGUCAAAUUAAUACACGUACAUGAAAAGUACAAUAUAAGUCUUAAAUUAAAUGAUAUUGCAGUCUUGGAGAUUAAAGAAUUGUUCGAUUUGGAAAAGGUUGAAAUACUACGACUUGAUCAUAAGGAACUACAGGAACAUGAAAUUGUCCUUUUGACUGGUUUUGGAGCUAAAGAGCCACACGGAGAAUCCAGCCGUAGAAUGUACGCGUUGAAUUUAAAGGUAUUCAAUCAGGAAACUUGUCGAUUUGCAAUGCGAUACAAGAGAGAAGUAUUUGAUAGCAUGUUCUGCACAUUUACGAGAAUCGGUCAAGGGGGCUGUCACGGAGAUUCAGGAGGACCCUUGACUAAGGAUAACAAACUUGUUGGGUUAGUUUCUUGGGGAAUACCAUGUGCAGUUGGCUUUCCGGAUGUUCACACCAGGCUAUCGUCUUAUGUGAUGUGGAUAAAGAGUAUAAUAGAUAGAAAGCUUUGUAGUUAUUGCCGCCCAAGAACACUGAAAACCGCAAUGAAUUUUAAAACUUAUAAGAAAUACCUAAAUGAUGAUGACGAACUUCUAAUUACUCAAAAUGAUUGAUAAUGAUAAUACCAAAGAUAAAGAAAAGGUUCUACCUACUUAAUAGUAUCAGGCAUGGUGGUCGUUG
This is a messenger RNA of Maniola jurtina (meadow brown), 1001 nucleotides long. RefSeq names its product chymotrypsin-2-like. The transcript has 5 exons. The record is from RefSeq and is a predicted model, not a curated record. Bases 92 to 934 code for a protein of 280 amino acids. NCBI's taxonomy places the organism in Eukaryota, Metazoa, Arthropoda, Insecta, Lepidoptera, Nymphalidae. Gene Ontology annotation, molecular function: serine-type endopeptidase activity. Gene Ontology annotation, biological process: proteolysis.